This is a messenger RNA of Aspergillus terreus NIH2624, 1167 nucleotides long. RefSeq lists its product as uncharacterized. The transcript has a single exon. Bases 1 to 1167 code for a protein of 388 amino acids. The record is from RefSeq and is a predicted model, not a curated record. Lineage: Eukaryota; Fungi; Ascomycota; Eurotiomycetes; Eurotiales; Aspergillaceae.
AUGGCCGGUUUCUAUAAACCACCGGCCUCCUUCAUAGGCGCUCAAUGGCCUCACAACAACAACCACUCAGGUCUACCCUCUUCCGCCGUCGGUGACCUGAUGUAUGCCUUCCCCAGACCGAAAAAGACCGGUCGAAUCAUGAAACCUCGGAGUGCAGGAAACAGCCCUUCCGCUGCAGGCAGACGGAGGGCCUACCAGACCUCCCCUCAGUACCAACAACCGUUCUCCACCCAGGGCUAUCAACUCGCCUUCAACCCGGCUCUGUUGGCCUCGGCCAUUCGCGAAAAGAGAGCCACGCGUCCGAUCAGCUGGCAUCCCGCGACCCUGGCAUCCGCCGAGUAUUCUUCGCCGCAGUACUUCCCCACCACCACGGUGGCCGACAAUCUUGCACUCUUGAACACCCACCAACUUGACCCGACCCCAACAUCUUAUGGAGACUUCAACAUGAUGCCAUCGUACACCACCUCGGACAUGUCGUACACCACCUCGGACAUGUCGACCACCACCGACGCCUUCUCCUUUGGGGGCAUGCCCGAAAACGUCUCUAUGCAACCGCCGUCCUAUUUGCAGAUGGGUGACUCGCAGGUCGAGCCCUUGUCGUGGGACACCGUCUCGUCAAACGUUCCCGCUAUGGCCCAACCAAUGCCCGACGCCUGGGCGUUCGAUAUGAUGUCGAUGCAGAACAGCAUGCCGUCAACAGACAUCCCUGGCUCGAGUUAUGCCAGCGUCCCUUCGUCCGGUUGCCUGUCCGGGCCUUCAACGCCGGAUUUCCUGCCCAUCCAGCAACCUGAACCCAUGACCAAGUCACUAUCGGAGGAGUCCGACACCGGGGACGAACUCGUCGGUAUGGGUCUGUACAACCAACCGGAAACGUGUCCCAACUCCUCCCAAGGACGUCUCGGCAAGGGCCUGAAGCUGGAGGAGACGUUCACCCCGUCGGAUGACGAGGGAGACGACAACCAAGAUGCCGAAAGCGAGGACGAGACGAACCACGGAGUCACCAAAGAGAGCCAACCGGCCCAACAACCGACCAAAUCUGCCACGAGCAUGAUGCAAAAAUCCUUCUUCUUCGAGGACGACGAGCCCGAGCAGCCGGCAACGGCAUACCAAAGCUUUUUUAAUCUGGGAAGUCAGCCUUGCAUGAGCUAUGGAUACGGAUGGCUGUAA